This is a messenger RNA of Tetrahymena thermophila SB210, 3885 nucleotides long. Its product is annotated as kinesin motor catalytic domain protein. Lineage: Eukaryota; Ciliophora; Oligohymenophorea; Hymenostomatida; Tetrahymenidae. The transcript is spliced from 8 exons. Gene Ontology annotation, molecular function: ATP binding; microtubule motor activity; microtubule binding. Gene Ontology annotation, biological process: microtubule-based movement. The record is from RefSeq and is a predicted model, not a curated record.
AUGGAAAACAUUAAAGUAGCCCUUCGUGUAAGGCCUCUAAGCGAUUCAGAGAGGCUAAGCUAAGAGGAGAACAUCUUUGAUAUUAUAAACAAUGAACAUAUUACUGUAAAUAGAUAAUUUAUUAAAGAGCUAUUGAACACAAAAAGAAUGAAUCUAACAACAAAAAUAUCAUACACAUUUGAUUUGUGUUAUGAUUAAGAUUCUUCAAAUUUAGAUGUAUUUAGUUAAUCUGUAUUGAGCGUUUCUGAGUCUGUAAUUCAUGGAAUUAAUUCUACAGUUUUUAUGUAUGGUUAAACUGGUAGUGGUAAAACUUACACCACGUUAGGUCCAAUAGGAGAUUCAAUGAAUACAAACAAUCCUUAUUAUUAUUAGAAAUCUCUUUAAAACAUGAAAUAGAGGGAGUAUGAUGGAGAUUUAGGUGUUCUCCUACUAGCAAUGAAUCACAUCCUAAAUUCCAUUCAAGCAAAUAAAGAGAAGACAUUCGCAGUUAAAUGCAGUUACUUUGAAAUCUAUAAUGAAAAUGUUUAUGAUUUACUGAAGAAUAAAAACUCUUUAGAUGAGGCUUUAUAAUUAAGUGAAAAUCAUUAAAAAAAAGAUUUUGUUAUUAAGGGUUUGAGAGAAGUUGAAAUUUAGAGUAUAGAGGAUAUAUUAGAUGUAAUAUACCAAGGAGAAGAAAACAGACACUAUGCAGAAACUAUUCUUAAUCAUUCUUCUUCUCGUUCUCAUACAAUCUUCAAAUUAUAUGUGCACUCAUAUGCUAAUGACUAGAUAGCAAAAUACAGAUAAAAAAAUUCAUCAUCUACUAUUAAUAUAAAUAAUUAAUAACUGUUAGAAUUUGCUGACAACCAUCCUAAUACAGUUAUAACUGAAAGCUGUCUUAAUUUUGUGGAUCUAGCAGGUUCAGAAAAAAUAUCUAACCAUCACUCAUUAGCAGAUGAUUUUACCAAAGAUAUAAACGUCAAUAAUUAUUAAAAUGAAGAAUAAACAACCUCAGCUAUGAAAAUGGUCAAAGAAAGGAUAAAAGAAAGCUAAUCUAUCAAUAAAAGUUUAUUUUUUUUAACUCAAGUAAUAUCUUUACAAAGCUAAAACAAAUCUUCUAACCACAUUCCAUAUAGAAAUUCUGCAUUGACUAAAAUACUUAAGUCAAGUCUUGGAGGUAACUCUAGAACCCUCAUCAUACUUUGUGUUACUCCUACAAGUACACACUUUGAAUAAAGCUUAAGCACAAUGAGAUUUGGAUAAAAUGCCAAAAAAAUAAAAAAUAGCAUUGAAAUUAAUUACAGAAGAGAUUUAUACUACAAUUAUUAUGAUAGAAAUAGUGAAUAAUUCCAUUCUAAUUAAAAUUUGCAGAUUGAUUUAGAUAAGAAAAUUAAGGAUAAUGCUGAAUAAAAAGAAGAAAUAGAUAAUUUGAAAAGAAUAAUUAAUGAAAUUAUGCAAGAAAAAAAUGAAAUUUUAGAGAAAUUGAAAAAACUCAUGAAAAGAACAAUUUAAGAAUAGAAAAACGAGUUAGAAAAUGAAAUUCAACAAAAAAUGCUUCCUGUUUAACUUCAUGAAGAAGCUGGCUUAAUAUUUCAUACAGCUGAAACUCUUAAAAAUAAUAAAAUUUAUGCAUCAAUUGAUAAGGAUGUUUGUAAUUUGCUCUAUGAUUAUGAAGGAAAAAUAGCCCUUCAAAUAAGCAAAAAGCUUAAUUCGUAGUUGAAAUAAUAUGAAUUUAAACAAAAAGUCCAAGAAUAAAAUUUCAAUUAAAUUUAAUAACAUUAUUUAUAAAUCUACAAUGAGCUUAUGGAUUAAAAAGAGGAGCUUAACAAUUCUAAAUGGAGAUAUACAGUCAUGGAAAAAAAAUAUAAAGAGCUAAGAGAAGCUGCAGAAGGAGCUUUAAAGAGAUUAGAUUUAUAUGAAAAUAUGAUAGGAAUCAAUGACAUUAGCAAUGAAGAAAUUAAUAACAUUGAAAAUUAAUUAUUUAGUGCUUUGGAUAAAUUGAAAUUAGAGAAAGCAAGGAGAAUCUUUAAAGAUGAAAUCAAUAGCUUAAAAAUAAAAUUAGGAUUAAAGUAAAACAGUAGAUCUAGCAAUUAGAAGGUCACGAAAGGAAAAUAAUAAAGAGGAAGUAAUAUAGAUUCAACAAUAAAUUCAGAGGAAUAAUUACAGUAAUUGAUGAUGCAAUAAUAGUAAUAAUAAUAACAAUCAAUGGUCUUACAAAAUUAAUAGUAAACAGAUAGUAAAUCGAUUCUUGAUAACUACUGCAACAAAAGCAUAGAAUUAAGAAAUGCUUUAUUUAAUGAUGAUUAAAAUGAUGAAAAGUUAAUGUUAGAACAUCUUAACUAGUAAGAAUUUCAAAAUAGUCAAAUUAGACAUGAAAAUUUAAAUAAACAAAGAGAACUCCUCAGAUAAAUAUUUUUUAAGAAUAUUGAUAAUUGGGAUGUUUAAUAGCAGUAAAUUAAGCUUUCAUAAAUAGAGAAUCUUAUGUUAGAAAAUUCUCCAUCUGUUUCUUCGAAUUUAUCAUAAUAACCAGUAUCUAAGAACAAUAAUAAAUAUAAUCACAUGAUUUCUUAAAGCAAAUCUCCUUCACCUUUAAAUAAAAUGCAAAAUAGAAAUAGUAACAAUUCUUUCUCUAAGCAACCUUCUCUUUCAACAAAUAAAAAAGUCAAAAAAACGACUAAUAAUUCUUAGCAGCCAUAGCAGCACUAUGAUGUAUCUCCUUUAGGCAGAAAGCAUCUUUCAUAUUCAUCGUAUGCAUGUACUCCUGAAGUAAAGAGAUAAACAAAAACAAAUAGCUCAAUGGUAAUAAACUCUUCUCAUAACGGAGCUCAAUCUAAUAAAAAGUAAAAUACAAUUAUCAAUGAUAACUACAAUACUCCUAAUCAUAAUGCAUACCCUUAAAUAAGUGUUUUACAAGUAAAUUACAAUCAAAAUGGCAGCCAUAAUAAUUAAAACGUAAUUAAAUCUAUUUCAAAAAUUUCUUAAGAUCAAAUAUCUCUGAUGAAUGAGAAUACAAAUAACUCAAAUUAGAUAAAUAGAUCUGCAUCUAAUAGCUCCAAUCCAAAUAGUAGCACUAAUAUUAGCAGUUCUAAAAAUCACUUAAAACUAAAUAUAAACAAAAAUAAUGUUCCUUCUGUAAACAAAUCAUUCCAUGUUGAAUCAUAAAAGCCUUCAUCUUUAAAUAAUCUAGGUCCUUCAAACAUAAAUAGUAAUAAUAGCUUCCAUCAUGGUUCUAGCAGUCAUAACACAAGUAUAGUUUAAAAUAACUAUAAUUAAGGAGACAAACAACAAUAAUAACAGCAAUAAUAAUAGUAAUCAAUAGCUACACACAGGACAAAUGAUAUAAGCAGAGCAUCUUCUGCACUUAAUCAGUAUGCUAACAACGAUAAGAGAUCAAAUUCUAGAAACAAUUCUUUCUAAAGUAAUUAGAAUAACGAAUAAAUAACUCAAUAAAAUCCCACUAGCAACAAAAAUAAUAGCUCAUCAUUUAUCUUAGAUCUUGCAUAAAAUUUGAAUAACAUUAACUAAAAAAUACUCUUGAAUAAAUCAUAAGAAACUUCUCCAGGAAGAGGAAAGAGUAGUACUAAAAAUAGUGCUUACAAUAGCUCAAAUAUUAGUGAAAUAAAUGAAAUAAAAGAAGAAAGAGAGCUUGCAGAAAGCAAUAGCUAACUAUCCACUAAAAUUCCUUCUUCAACAAGCAGCACCAACAAAACAUAAUUAAGCAACCUUGUAAAUCCACUGAAAGCAAAAAUGAAAGAAUUUAAAAAGAAUCUUAGCAACCAAGGUAGUGCCUUUACAAGCUAAGGUGAUUAUGAAAGUAACCAUAGUCAUUAAUCUAUUGAAGAUAUUACAACCAAGAAUCUAUUGAUAAAGCCAUAAAGAAUAACAGAAUACCCAACAAAAAAAUGA